ACGAACAAUGGCGGGAAGUUCACGUGGAAGUACUCGAAGCAGAGCUGCUUCCAAAUCUUCCACGACCCAAAAUCCCCCUAUCCCUAAUCCUACACGCAAGGAUAAAACAAGAAAUACUAACAGUUUAAUUCGCGUUUUCAGUGUGAACCUCAAGUUCCUUUUAGGGUUUGCAGUUAUUGCCUUCGUGAUAGCCACGUUUUCCAUAUAUCAAGUCGUUAAUCACAUGGAGAAACCUCAAAAACUCAGAGUGAUCACUCCACUUCCGGCUCCUAAACUAAUGGAUCUUCCAAUGUUUCAAGGAGAGCAUAGAGAGAGCUUGUACUGGGGUACUUACAGGCCUCAGGUUUAUUUUGGAGUUCGUGCAAGGACUCCGCAGUCAUUAGUUGCUGGCUUAAUGUGGAUUGGAGUCAAGGAUGGGAGGUAUUUCAUGCGUCAUGUAUGCCAAGAUUCAGAUGAGUUGAAACAAUAUGGCUGGACUAGUCAUAAUGGACGGGAUUAUGGACAUCAGGUUCUGAUUGAACAGACAAUGUCCUUGACCACUAGUUUUCUGAAAUCCAAGGAUCGUGGUAGUGGCUAUGGUGGAGACUGGGCUGUUCGAAUUGGAGUGCAGAGCAAUGAAUCCGUGCCUGAUGAAGAAAUGUUAAACACCGCGCACUUGUUUUUUUAUGUGGCUGAUGAAGGUGGGAAAAGUCUUUCUUUGGGUAGCAGAGUCUUUGAUAUUCAUGGUGAUUCUAUACUAGCGUCAGGAUCACGUACUGAAAUUGGAGACUGGCAGCUCCACUUAUUGUCAGAGGAUGUUUCUGCAAUACAUUAUUCUGGCUUCAAGACACCUCACAUUCACAAUCUGUCUGAUCUCGUCCAGGCAGAUUUGGCAGUCCAAGCAAGAAAAUCUGGCCAUUUGCUGCUUUCGGAUUCAUCUGAUGAUUCUCCCAACAUUUUAGUAUUUCAGAUCUCUGCUAGGAUUCCUUUCAAAGCAGACAUUGUUUUUCUUUCUGGAACCAGUACUCGUGAUUCAAGAAUUGAAGAACGGGCCAGCAGGCUGACAGGUACUUCGCUGACUAGUUUACUAUCUGAGAAGCAAAAGGAGUUCGACAAUAAAUUUAAAAAAUGCUUUAGCCUAUCUGAAGAGCUUGGUUUGGAACCUGUGACUGUUGGUAAGGCUGCUCUUGGGAAUAUGUUGGGUGGGAUUGGCUACUUCUUUGGCCAAUCAAAGAUUUCGCUUCCAUCAACCUCCACACUUAAUGCUGGAGAUAAUUAUGUCUUAUACUGGCCUGCUGAGCUAUAUACAGCAGUUCCAAGUCGGCCCUUCUUUCCAAGGGGCUUUCUAUGGGACGAAGGUUUUCAUCAACUGUUAAUCUGGCGUUGGGAUAUAUACAUUAGCUUGGAUAUUAUUGGACAUUGGCUAGAUCUGAUGAAUAUUGAUGGAUGGAUCCCGCGCGAGCUAAUUUUAGGUGCUGAAGCCUUGAGUAAGGUCCCAGAAGAAUUUGUUCUUCAGCAUCCAACUAAUGGAAAUCCACCGACACUGUUUUUGGCCUUGCGUGAUCUGAUCUCCAAGCUGAAAAAAGAAAAGUUUGCUGCUGCUGAGGCCAGGGAUAUCUCUGUCUUCUUGGAUCGGGCAUUUGUCCGUCUUGAAGCAUGGUUCAAAUGGUUUAACACUACUCAGGCUGGAAAGGAACCGGGGAGCUAUUACUGGCAUGGAAGAGAUGCUGCAACGAUCCGUGAACUGAAUCCUAAGACCUUGUCCUCUGGACUGGAUGAUUAUCCACGUGCAUCUCACCCAAGUGAAGAUGAACGUCACGUGGACCUUAGAUGCUGGAUGCAUCUUGCAGCAGAUUCUAUGCACUCAAUAGCAGAGCUUCUGAAGAUGGAUAAAGAUAUCCAAAAGGAGUAUGGUUUGACUGCAAAGCUACUCUCAGAUUUUGAACUUCUUAACCAGAUGCACUUAGACACUAAGAAUGGAGCUUAUUGUGAUUAUGGAAAUCAUACGGAGAAGGUUCAAUUAACUUGGAAAAUAGUGGAGACUGGAAGCAACUACCCAAGGAGAGAGUUGGUACGAGAAGUCCUAGAUAAACCUGUUCUACAAUUGGUUCCUCAUCAUGGUUAUGUUAGCCUUUUCCCAUUUAUCCUCAGGCUUAUUCCACCUGGCUCGUCGAUACUCGAGAGUCAGCUUGACCUUAUCUCUAAUAGGAGCAUUUUGUGGACUGAUUUUGGGCUGAGAUCCCUAUCCAAGACAAGCUCCAUGUAUAUGAAACGGAAUACGGAGCAUGAUGCUCCAUAUUGGAGAGGGCCAAUCUGGAUACCCUUGAAUUAUUUGAUUGUUUCGUCGCUUCAUCACUACUCUCUAGAGCCUGGACCAUACAGAGAAAAAGCCAAAACCGUCUACAAUGAGUUGAGGAGCAAUUUGAUAAGAAAUAUAGUUGGGAACUAUAAACGGACAGGGUACCUGUGGGAACAAUAUGAUCAACAGAAGAAAGGGAAAGGAAAAGGUGCACGCCUGUUUACUGGAUGGACAGCCACUGUGUUACUGAUCAUGGCAGAAGCUUACCAUGAAGUUUAGUGAUGGUAAUAUCACCCUAAUGUAGCAAAAAAACAAUCAUUUUUGACAUACUGAAUUUACAUGUAUACUACUACUAGUAACAGUGUUUCCGAUAAUCCACCAAUCUCCAAAAAAUGCUUUUACUAGAAUUUGAAGGUAACUUCUUUGAUUCCCUCAAAGAGUUAUGUUGACGUACUGCAAAUGUGAAACUGGGACGAGCAAUAACUAUACUUUUAGUCCAAUCUAGUUGAGAUAGACUAUAAAUCCUCACUUACCGUGA
Messenger RNA from Lycium ferocissimum, 2816 nucleotides. Its product is annotated as mannosyl-oligosaccharide glucosidase GCS1. The record is from RefSeq and is a predicted model, not a curated record. The transcript has 22 exons. The coding region runs from base 8 to 2557 and encodes 849 amino acids. Gene Ontology annotation, molecular function: Glc3Man9GlcNAc2 oligosaccharide glucosidase activity. Gene Ontology annotation, cellular component: endoplasmic reticulum membrane. NCBI's taxonomy places the organism in Eukaryota, Viridiplantae, Streptophyta, Magnoliopsida, Solanales, Solanaceae. Gene Ontology annotation, biological process: oligosaccharide metabolic process; protein N-linked glycosylation.